GCUAUUGAGCCAAUUCUUUUCUCCUCUCUCGCUCCCCGCCUCCGGCACGUCAUCACGGCGGCGCGGACAGGAGACGCAGGAGCUGUGCUGCCGCUGGGUGGGGGGGGAGGAGUAGGCAGCAGCCGGCCGCGAAGAGCCCGGGUGAGUUCCCGCUAACCACCCCCCACCCCGCCGUUACACGGCAGCGCGCGAAGGAGGCACGGGAGCCGCGUUGCCGCUGUGGGAGGGGAGGCGGAGCGAGCCGUGGCCGGCGGCCCGGAAGACCAGACGGGUGUUCGCCGUAGCAUCGCGGAUCGCCCACAGACACCGUUUUCUCUCGCCGAGCAUUUACUCGAGAUUGCCUGAGGCCGCCAGGGAAGGGCCGGGCUUGUAGGUGGCGGCCCGAUUCAUCGGAUGGAAGGAAACGCGCAGUGUCCGGAGGCUGCGUAGCUUGUGGCAGUUUAUAGCGCUUUGGCAUUGGAUGUGAUCUUCAUGGUGUCCUGGCAGGCAUCUGAGUCUUAAGUCACCCCAAUGGAAGCUGAGAGUGAUGUUGCAUUGGACAUUUUAAUCACAAAUGUAGUUUGUGUCUUCCGAACAAGAUGCCAUUUAAACUUGCGAAAAAUAGCAUUAGAGGGAGCAAAUGUAAUAUACAAGCGUGAUGUUGGGAAAGUAUUAAUGAAGCUUAGGAAACCCAGGAUUACAGCAACUAUUUGGUCCUCAGGGAAAGUAAUUUGCACAGGAGCUACAAGUGAAGAAGAAGCUAAACUUGGUGCCAGACGAUUAGCCCGUAGUCUGCAGAAACUAGGUUUUCAGGUGAUUUUUACAGAUUUUAAAGUUGUCAAUGUUUUAGCAGUAUGCAACAUGCCGUUUGAAAUCAGAUUGCCAGAAUUCACAAAAAACAACAGACCCCAUGCUAGUUAUGAACCAGAGCUUCAUCCUGCAGUGUGCUACAGAAUAAAAUCUCUCAGAGCUACUCUACAGAUUUUUUCAACAGGAAGUAUCACAGUUACAGGGCCAAAUGUAAAGGCUGUUGCCACUGCAGUGGAACAGAUUUAUCCAUUUGUGUUUGAAAGCAGGAAAGAAAUUUUAUAAUUUGCCACUUCAUGGUUAGGUGACCUAACCAAGCACCUUUUUAUAAGACUGCUGCACAUUGGACUAAAAGCAAAAGAGAGAGAAUUGGGGGGGAAAGGACAACUGGACCAACACAGCUAAGGAGGAGGUGCAAACUCUUGGCCACAACGAUAAACUCCAGUCCCUUUUGGAUUUUCUUUUGAACAGUGCUGUAUGGUAAAAAACAAACGUUUACAAGAUAUGAAAUUGCUGCUUUUCACAAGACAUUCUAUUUAUUUCUGCAGUAAUUUCCGUGUGUUCAUAAGCAGAAUUGUCAUGAGAUGCACUAACUUUGGAAACACUUCUUUUGUUUGAGCUUGUGUUUUAUUUGUGAAUAGUCUUUUACAUUUUUGUAUGCUGACUGUUGGGCACCAAAGAAGCUGUAGGCAUUACCUUUUUCACCUGACAGAUGUGCACAAAUAAAAGUCUGCAAAACCUCUCUUCCUACUUGUUCUGUUACAUUCCUUCUGCCUUUUCUAUUUUGUAUAUUGGCAAAGUAAGUAGAGCGAUGUAAGUGUAAUAUUUUACUUAUAUUUUGUUCAGUUUUAGAGUGUGUGUGCGUGCGUGCGUGUGUAUGUGUGUAUAAAAUGAUCUGUAGCAGACUAGACUGAAAUGAUUGGCAGAUGCAAAGUGUUCCAAGGGCAGAAGUUUAUUUGCUGUAUUUUUCUUGUAACUAAAUGCAGAAUUUGGAGGAUUUCUUUCCUGUCACUCUAAAUGAGAAUGUACUCUGGAUCAUAAUAUACUUUAAUGAAAAAUGUGUUCCAUGAAGAGAAGAAAAUCUUCCAUUCUGAAGCACUUGGAGGCUGUAAAAUCAACUAUCCCUGUUGGCAGUCCAAAUGCAAUAUUUUUUAAGUUGCUCAGCGAACAACUUCCAGUUAACUGAUCUCAUAUUUUUCAUUGAUUAAGUCCUAGGCAGGUCUAAAGAAUUGUACAUAUUUUUGCCAAAUGUUGUUAUAGUACUAUUACAAAAGUUUUUUGUUUUUUUUAAGUAUUGCUAACGAGCAAGAAAGCUUGGCUUUGGCAUGUAAGCUUUGGACUUGAAAAGGCAAUAUUGAAACAUUUGCAUAUGGAGCAGAUGAGUGGUAAAUCAUAAGGGAAAUUAAAAUGCUUCUCUUGCUAUCUAUAAUAAAUAUGUAAAAUGUG
Messenger RNA from Hemicordylus capensis (graceful crag lizard), 2232 nucleotides. RefSeq names its product TATA-box binding protein like 1 (gene TBPL1). The record is from RefSeq and is a predicted model, not a curated record. Gene Ontology annotation, molecular function: DNA binding; general transcription initiation factor activity. The transcript is spliced from 7 exons. Gene Ontology annotation, biological process: DNA-templated transcription initiation. Lineage: Eukaryota; Metazoa; Chordata; Lepidosauria; Squamata; Cordylidae. The coding region runs from base 511 to 1071 and encodes 186 amino acids.